AACUUCCAAACUGAAGGGCCGACCCUAUUUGAGAAAGGCAGGCGACAAAACCAAUAUCUUUCUUAUUCGAUCGUUUUGCAACUUACAACUAUAUAUAAAACAUCGGGGAGGGAAGGUAUCAAAACUCAUAAGCUUAUAAUCAGAAAAAAGGAGAAAGAUGCAGGGCCAUGUCUCACAGGAUACUCCGGUUGGUGUUCCGGCAGCUUUAAUAUGGGAUGUAUACCGUGGUCUGGAGCUGGGGAGGCUUGUGGAUAAACUAGCACCGGAGGUUCUUGGAAGGGUAGAAUUCCUAGAAGGUGAUGGAGGCGUUGGAACCAUUGCCAAACUAACACUUCCACCAGGCACCCCUGGAAGGGGUUACAUGAAAGAAAGAUUCACAAAGAUUGAUGAUGAAAAUCGAGUUAAAGAAACAGAAGUGCUUGAAGGAGGAUACAAAGAUCUUGGAUUCGAUGUGGUUCGUAUUCGGUUAGAGAUAGUGGAGAAAGAUUCGGAAUCAUGUAUGGUGAGGUCAACUAUAGAGUAUGAAGGAGACGAGAAGCUUGCCGAUGUUGUUUCCCAUGUCAACGUUAAGCCACUGGAAAUGAUGGCUGAAAUUAUUGGGAAACAUCUCUGCCAAAACAAAUCCACUCACUAGGACUUUCCCUUUCCAUGUUCCAAUCCAACUACUUCGUUUCAUUGCUCAUUUCUCAUGUAUAUCCAAGAUAUAAUGGAUAUAGAGAGUAUGUUUGAGGUUUAUAAUUGUCCUUUUAAUAAUGUUAUCUUCAAAAUUCGAAUAUAUAUUUUCUCCUUAAAAAUACAA
Molecule: messenger RNA, 799 nt
Organism: Gossypium raimondii (Peruvian cotton)
Lineage: Eukaryota; Viridiplantae; Streptophyta; Magnoliopsida; Malvales; Malvaceae
Product: norbelladine synthase
Exons: 2
Coding region: 158-634 (158 amino acids)
Biological process (GO): defense response; abscisic acid-activated signaling pathway
Cellular component (GO): cytoplasm; nucleus
Molecular function (GO): abscisic acid binding; protein phosphatase inhibitor activity; signaling receptor activity
Source: RefSeq, a predicted model, not a curated record